This is a messenger RNA of Oncorhynchus masou masou (cherry salmon), 3472 nucleotides long. RefSeq lists its product as uncharacterized. Bases 423 to 1541 code for a protein of 372 amino acids. NCBI's taxonomy places the organism in Eukaryota, Metazoa, Chordata, Actinopteri, Salmoniformes, Salmonidae. The record is from RefSeq and is a predicted model, not a curated record. The transcript is spliced from 9 exons. Gene Ontology annotation, molecular function: lipase activity.
UCAUGUGGCGUACGGCGGACAUUGAAUACCCUAACACCGGGAUCCUGUUGUUAUAAAAUCUGCAAUUAUGAUGAUGGAGAAGGAAAAAAAACUGUUUCUUUUCCGAAACCUGUAAUGACAAGAUAAUACUUCGGAUAGUGAAAUAAUUCGGACGAAUACGAGUUAAAUUGUGACGUAUUUGGGAACAUUUUUCGUUCUGUUUUGAGACGCUUUCCUGCCUUGAUAGAUGAUCAAUGAAGUCGGUCAUUUGGGGAUUCAAAACGAAACUCUUUUCUUACCUUAGUUUGACAUUUUACAAACACCACCCCCCCUUUCUAUUCCUACAUCAAUAGGCCUAAGAAGACACAUUGUAGCCUAGUACAAUACCCCGUCUAAACGGAAACAGUCCCACAGAUACAGCGUCUCAACUUGGACCACUAAAUAUGAUUGGACUGAAGUACAACAUGUCUCUACCCAUGGCUGCAGGGGCGCUGUUAGUGGGCAUCCCCUACUCCAUCUCUCUCGUAGCCCAGUGGAUGUAUGGCUGGCCUAACAAGCCAGGCUAUAAAAAGUACAUUGAGGCUCUGAAGCCAAGGAGGAUAUACUGUCUGACUAGAGCUGUGCUGGAGAUGCUGAAAUACUUCCAGUACGGAAAACUCUACUUCCAGUGGAAGUCCUGGUACAAGAAUGUAGAAAACCACAAGCAUUAUGAAAAGGGAAUCACGUUUGGGCGUCGUAGUAACAAGCUGGAUUUGUAUUAUUCCCCCACGGUGGGCCAGCCAGGCAGUGGACCGGUGCCCGUGGUAGUGUUUAUAUACGGGGGAGGCUGGGGUUCUGGGGAGAGGUCCAUAUACUGUCUACUGGCCAUGCAGAUGGCUAAGGAGCUCAGCGCAACGGUGAUCUGCCCCGACUAUUGCACCUACCCGAAGGGUAAUGUUUUGUGUAUGGUUCAAGAUAUUGCGGACUGUCUCAUUUGGGCGAGGGACAGCGGCCAUAAAUUCAACUUCGACAAAGAUAACAUGGUGUUAGUCGGACACUCCGCUGGGGCUCACCUAGCAGCGCUGACCGUGCUGUUCAUGGUCGAGGGACGAGACGAGCUCUUUAUAGAAGCCAAGAAGCAGACAGAGAUCACCAUGGCAAUCAGAGGAGUUACAGGUUUGAGUGGAGUGUACAACAUCAUGGACCACUAUGAACAUGAACAGAUGAGAGCUGUGGAGUAUGUCUCUACGAUGCACAAGGCCAUGAACGGACUAGAGAACUUUCCUUAUUACUCACCAACACACCUACUGAAGAAAUUCAGCGAGGCGCAACUGAAAAGAGUUCCACCUUUCUGCUUACUCCACGGGACCAACGACAUCAUAGUUCCGGUGGAAUCUUCCCAGAGGUUCUCUGAGCUGCUCACGGCCCUGUCAAUCAAGGUGUCCCUGUACCUCAUGCCUAAAAUGGACCACACAGAGAUAGUCACCGAUCUCAUGGCGACAGACAGGCACUUUUACAAAACAGUGUACAGCUGCAUCAAACAGGAGUACAGCAAGUUCAUAGGCCAGGUCUGUGACUGCUGAACGAAACAACUAACACAAUACAUUAUUCAUUCAUGAUGUGCCGUAAUUCUUCUUGUUUACAUCUUCUUCUUUUUUUCAGUUAAUUAUUAUGAUGAUACCUCGAAUUUACCAGAUUUAGACUUUUCGACAAAAAUAAAAAAUAGUUUUAGCUCUCUGUUUUAAAUCUCAAUGAUGCUUUCUGUGGUGUGUGUAUCAUAAUGGUUCCAUGAUUGUAUACAAGACUGAAUUAUAUUUUAAUACAAUAAUUCCUGAUCUUUACACAUCAGAUUAUUUUUCAGAGCUGAUAUGAUUGGUCAAAAGAUUAGCCGGUAGAAAGAUCCGAAUUGGUCUCUCAAUUCAAUUCAAUGGGCUUUAUUGGCAUGGGAAACAUGUGUUAACAUUGCCAAACCAAGUGAGGUAGAUAAUAUAUAAAGUGAAUCUCUCUCUGUCUGAACAAAGCCCAUGUGUGUCAGACCUCACAUGCCAAAUAAUCGUGCCAGAUUUUUCACCUUUGGGGCUAUCCCAUUGGUUCCAUUGUACCAGGCCAACUAAAUCAACUAAAUUAACUAAAUCAAGUAUUGGAUAUGUAUUUGACCAAGUCUGGUGCGUAUAGAACACUGUAUGAGAUAUCCCAAGGUCCAAUAUAUUCACUGUGCUUCUGCCUCUGCAUUGUUUGUUCAUUGAGGGUUAUAGGCUGGGUAUAUGUAAAGCUAUUGAGGGUUAUAGGCUGGGUAUCUGUAAAGCUAUUGAGGGUUAUAGGCUGGGUAUCUGUAAAGCUAUUGAGGGUUAUAGGCUGGGUAUCUGUAAAGCUAUUGAGGGUUAUAGGCUGGGUAUCUGUAAAGCUAUUGAGGUUUAUAGGCUGGGUAUCUGUAAAGCUAUUGAGGGUUAUAGGCUCGGUAUCUGUAAAGCUAUUGAGGUUUAUAGGCUGGGUAUCUGUAAAGCUAUUGAGGGUUAUAGGCUGGGUAUCUGUAAAGCUAUUGAGGGUUAUAGGCUGGGUAUCUGUGAAGCUAUUGAGGGUUAUAGGCUGGGUAUCUGUAAAGCUAUUGAGGGUUAUAGGCUGGGUAUCUGUAAAGCUACUGAGGGUUAUAGGCUGGGUAUCUGUAAAGCUAUUGAGGGUUAUAGGCUGGGUAUCUGUAAAGCUAUUGAGGGUUAUAGGCUGGGUAUCUGUAAAGCUAUUGAGGGUUAUAGGCUAGGGUAUCUGUAAAGCUAUUGAGGGUUAUAGGCUAGGGUAUCUGUAAAGCUAUUGAGGGUUAUAGGCUGGGUAUCUGUAAAGCACUUUGUGACGACUGCUGAUGUAAAAAAAAAAAAAGAAAGAAAGAAAGAAGGGCUUUAUAAAAACACAUUUGAUUGAUUUAUUCAUCCAGCAAUAACCUUUUAUAUAGUGUUAGUGUUAACUCCCACUCCGACAGAGUAAUAUGGGCUAGUAUUCAGCAAAGCAUUGGCAACAUUCCCGUGUGGAUUAAGACGCCACAUCCUAAAUUGCACCCUAUUCCCUACAUCGUGCACUAAUUUUGACCAGAGCCCUAUGGCACCAUAUUCCCUACAUAGGGCUCUAAUCAAAAGUAGUGCACUUUGGCACCCUAUUCCCUAUAUAGUGCACUACUUUUGACCAGAACCCUAUGGACAGUGCACUAUAUAGGGGAAGGGGUACCAUUUGGGACAGAACCAAAACAGUUGAGCAGAUCUAUUGUAUAUGUUCUACUGAUAAUCGGUUGCAUUAAUAUGGUCAACCAGGAGAACAUUACAUUUUCUGUUAUAUGGUCAACCAGGGCCCAUUAGAUUUUCUGUUAUAUGGUCAACCAGGGCCCAUUAGAUUUUCUGUUUAUUAAAUGUUUGAACAACUACAUACUACAUCUGAUGAAAUGUAUUCAUUACAUUACUCUAUUUUGGAUUUGGAAUAUCUGCUCUUAAAAGUUAUGUAUUGGUUUAUUUAAUAAAAGUCUUAAAUUGUG